CGAGGUGGCCCGACUACACAGCCAGAUCCGCAGCCACUAUCUGCCUCCAGUGUCAAUCAGUUCUACUGUGGAUACUUCACUCUAGGUCCAUGUCCAGUAAUGAAAAGAAUCUCAAGAACGUGACAAUGAUGUCGUUCAAAAGGAGAAAAUACAAACUUUUGCUGUGCGUGUGUGUAGUUAUCAGUGUCUACUAUUUGUUAGGCAUAAACGAUUAUGUGAAUGCUAGAAGAAUUGAAGAUGGCUUCGACUAUCCUCUCAACAUGGACAUACAACCGCUACUGCAGGAAGUCAUGGCGGGGAAGAAGCCGAGUGUUCCACCGAUCAACUAUUACCCAUACAGGUUCCUGACUAACUCCGGAAAGUGCAAUACCGUAGAGAAGCUGGAUUUGUUUAUAGUAAUCAAAUCGGCGAUGGACCACUUCGGCCACAGAAACGCGGUGCGUCUAACGUAUGGCCAAGAAAACUUGAUUCCAGGCCGCAUCGUCAAAAGUCUAUUCUUUGUUGGUAUAGACGAAAGCUACCCCAAAUCGGAGACGCAAAAGAAAAUCGACGAGGAGAUGGUCCAGUUCAAGGAUAUCAUCCAGAUAGACUUCCGCGACAAUUACUACAACAACACCAUAAAGACUAUGAUGUCGUUCCGCUGGGUGUACGAACACUGCAACACGGCGGAUUAUUAUUUAUUUACCGACGACGAUAUGUACAUAUCAGUCAACAACCUGUUGGAUUAUGUGCACGAUAAGCCAGUGCCAACCAGUACUGGACACGGUAACGAGCAAUUGUACGCCGGUUAUGUAUUCGAGAGCACUCCGCAGCGAUUUAUUACGAGUAAAUGGAGGGUUUCGUUGGAGGAGUACCCUUGGAGCAAAUGGCCGAGCUACGUGACGGCCGGAGCUUACGUUGUGUCAAACAAAUCUAUGAAGACCAUGUAUGCUGGGAGUCUGUUCGUUAAGCACUUCAGGUUCGAUGACAUUUACCUGGGCAUACUGGCGAAGAAGGUGGGCUUAGUGCCGCAGCACUGUCCUCGGUUUCAUUUCUACAAGAAGAAGUACGAUAAAGAAGGAUACAGAGACGUCAUAGCGUCCCACGGAUAUCAUGACCACGACGAACUGGUUCGAGUGUGGAAUGAACAGAACAACAUCAGUAACAAAGGUUAACUUUAGUUUUGAACUAUUGUGUAUUGCUUCUGUAUGUACAAGGAAAAAGAUCUUGUAGAAUAUUGAUGUUACAUCAUGUAUUGGAAAUAGUACCUUAAAAUUUUGUCAGCAUGAUGGUCCUUUAUUAAUUGGUGUUAUAUCUUUGAUGGAUAUUUGCAAUUUAGGUUUUCUAUCUCACCAAAGAAUUGGAUAUUUUAUUUAAAUCUAAAGUAAUUAAACAGAUACAUAGUAUCUCAAUUAUUUGUAAGGGUACAAUUUGAGUACCUCAAAAAAUCUAUUCUUUCGAGUAUUUUUUGCUCAAUAAAACAUAUUUCCACCAAGACUGAGUAAAAGAAUGGUGAAUGUUAGUUACAUUUUCAUAGUACUUCAAUCAUUAAUACAUACAUUGAAUGAAAGAAAUGUCUGGUUGUAAUCUAAAAUUAAUAGCAUGUCUGGUAAUGUAAACCUUUAGGUUAGUUUUUCUUGUAAUCAUUAUUUAGUUUAGUUUCAAAUAGUACUUUAUUUAUAAAUCUUUACCCAGUGCACAAUUAAAUAUUGUUAUGGUAUGGUAAUAUUUUUAAUGAAAAACAAAACAGCGACGCUAUGGUUAUAAAGGAAAACGAUUACGGGAGUUAUUCGUGCUCAGGGUACUGGUAUAGUAUUCUUAUGCUACGUCUAGCUAUAAUACCUAAUAAUGAAUAUCCUAUAUAAAGUUUUUAUAAUCAAAUCAUCAUGAACAAUUAAUAGCAACCUACUGUUCAAUUCUAUUCUGUUAGAUUUAUUUUGCCAGGGCCAGAGGUCGUCGGUGUUGGUAGCUUGGCAUCCCCCGGGGAUUCUUCGCACCCCUUGCCCCACCGUUACCGUGACCGCUACCGUGGUCCGGGAUAGUGGGGCCGCCGGGGACUAGGGGCCGUUUUUUUGUUUGUGCCACCAUUUGGAGGGUUUUGCCCUAAUCGCCACGCUUGGCAGGCGGGUUGGCGAUCGCAGUUUUUUUACUUGGUUUCGCACGCAGACGCUGCUGCCCGUCCGGUGCUACAGGAGUUUGUCGCCUCUUACGACACGCCUCCUGUGGGCGGUGGGGAAAAGUAUUCUUUUACGGCCGUUUAUUCUUUUCAGCCAGUGGACGUCAUUUGGCUGAAAAGAAAGAAAGAGAUUUAUUUUGAACAAUGUGUUAUUUGAAAUAGUAAAUUCGUAAUAAUUUAUUUUCUAUAGAUAAUACUUUCCACACUAUUAAUUUAAAAAUGUUUGUUAGUAACAAUCAGACCAGUGUUAGCAUUAAAUAAAUUAGUAACUUUAUGUUUAUAUAUUUAUUUUCUAGACAUAAGUAAACAUCUUGGUAAAUAAAAGUACAAUGUUUAUACAUA
Molecule: messenger RNA, 2497 nt
Organism: Ostrinia nubilalis (European corn borer)
Lineage: Eukaryota; Metazoa; Arthropoda; Insecta; Lepidoptera; Crambidae
Product: protein C10-like
Exons: 2
Coding region: 90-1154 (354 amino acids)
Biological process (GO): post-embryonic development
Cellular component (GO): Golgi membrane
Molecular function (GO): hexosyltransferase activity; UDP-glycosyltransferase activity
Source: RefSeq, a predicted model, not a curated record